AUGCCAACAGCACCAGCAACUACCACAGUGUCUCGUCGAGAGAUCGACACGAAGCAGUACCGUCCGGUGAAGCGUGAGCGGGAGCAGCCGCGUGAGGGCGAGGUGCAUGUGAGUAACGCAGGGGACGUCGGUCUGUAUGCAUUGCAGGCGGUGGAGAGUUUCAACAAGGACUUGCGAGAUGAGGUUGUGAUUCGUGGUUCAGGGUUCGCAGUGGCAGUAGCGAUCACGGUUGCGGAGUUGAUCAGACAUACGGUUCCGGGUAUCCAUAAGGUGAUGACUACGGGUGUUGCCGAGCUUACUGACACGUACGUGCCCAAUAACGAGAGUGACCCGCAGUUGGCGGUGAACCGACGGGUUCCCUACAUCGUUAUCACCCUCAGCAAGAAGAAACAGGAGGAACUCCCGCCGUUCUCCGGCUAUGCCGCACCCCCCUCUGAAGAGGACAUGAAAGCCAGCGUUCAACUCGCGAACGUACAACGCCUCGGCGGCUCCAGAAACCCCCGACGCGCAUCUGGCAGAAGACCCCAAGGAUCUCGCGGCGGCAAUCGCAACGAUGGCAACCGUAAUGACGGCAAUCGCAAUGACGCUCCCCGCAACGACCGCCAGACUACCUACACCGACAAUUACGCCGGAGACGGCUCUAGUCAGUAA
Messenger RNA from Gregarina niphandrodes, 651 nucleotides. RefSeq names its product alba protein. The coding region runs from base 1 to 651 and encodes 216 amino acids. Gene Ontology annotation, molecular function: RNA binding. The record is from RefSeq and is a predicted model, not a curated record. Lineage: Eukaryota; Apicomplexa; Conoidasida; Eugregarinorida; Gregarinidae. The transcript has a single exon.